Cyprinus carpio (common carp) is the source of this 1525-nucleotide messenger RNA. RefSeq names its product E3 SUMO-protein ligase ZBED1-like. Lineage: Eukaryota; Metazoa; Chordata; Actinopteri; Cypriniformes; Cyprinidae. The record is from RefSeq and is a predicted model, not a curated record. Bases 1 to 1446 code for a protein of 481 amino acids. The transcript is spliced from 3 exons. Gene Ontology annotation, molecular function: protein dimerization activity.
AUGGUCCCCGUUGCAACUGUGGAACAAGUCGGAUUCCAAAAGCUACUGAAAACUAUGGACCCGAGAUAUGAGCUUCCCAGUCGCAACUACUUUGCACGAGAAGCACUGCCACAAAUGUACACUGAAAUCAGACAGAGCCUUGCUGACCGGCUCGCUAACGUGACCCAUUUUGCGUUGACCAGCGAUAUGUGGUCGAGCAGGACGUGUGAGCCUUACAUGAGCGUGACAGUUCACUUCAUUCAAGACUGGGAGAUGAAAACAGCGUGUCUGCAAACAAGUUAUUUCCCCCAGGAUCACACCGGUGAGCACAUAGCUGAGGCCCUGCAGGACGCAAUUGCAAGCUGGAAACUCCAAGAAAAGUAUCUGGUUGCUAUAACAAACGACAACUGGAGCAACAUCGUCAAAGCGGUUGAGCUGAACGAGUGGCUGAGGAUGCAGUGCUUCGGUCACAGACUGCACUUGGCUAUUGGUGAGUGCAGUGUUGUGUCCGUUGAAAUGCACUGUAAUAGUAGGAGACAUCUUGCUGAAGUCCAGAUUCAGCUGGGUCUGCCAAGUCACCAACUCAUAACUGAGUCUGCCACACGCUGGGGAUCCAGGCAGCAGAUGAUAGAGAGAGUCCUGGAGCAGGAACGAGCACUGGCCAAAGUCCUGUCUAAUGACAAAAAGACCAGGCACCUUGUCCCUACCUGGCAGGACUUAGAGGUCCUAGAAGCAGUCCAAAAGGUCCUGAAACCUCUCCAGGACUUUACUGAUGCUUUAUCAGGUGAGGAGUACGUCACUCUAUCAUAUGUGAAACCUGUGCUGCACCUUUUUAAUGAAAGUCUCCUGGCAUGUGAAGAGGGUGAUAGCGAGCUUUGUAAAUCGAUCAAGACCAGCAUUGUUGAGUACCUCAACAGCAAAUAUUCUGACCCAGCCACUACUGACCUUUUGGAGAUGGCUUCAUUUGUGGAUCCUCGGUUCAGGGCCACCUACAUCCCAAGUGAAAAAGUCGAUGCAUUGAAGCACAGAGCUGUCUUGGAGGUGGAGACGCUACUGGCUGAUCAGAGCAGCUGUCAACCGCCUUGCCUAUGUGUGCCCACUGUGCCUGAGCCUGCAGAUGGAGAAGCAGCAGUAGCACCAAAAGCUAAGAGACUGGCAAGCUUCUUCAAGAAGCGCACAGCCACCACCACUGCACCAACCAAGAGGGGGGCUAUUGAAAAUGAACUGUCAAGUUACUUGCAGUCCGCAAGUGUGGAGAGUGACACUGAUCCUCUCAAGUGGUGGAAGGAUCAUGAAGUUUUCUUUCCAUCUCUGAGCCACCUGGCAAAAAAGUAUCUCUUGGUACCAGCUACCAGCACACCCUCAGAAAGGGUUUUCAGCUGUAGUGGCAAUAUCGUGACCUGCCACAGAGCAUCUCUGAAGCCGGAUGCUGUUGACAGGCUGGUGUUUCUCGCACAAAAUCUUUAAACGAAGGAGGAUACGCUUGUCUGUCUUCUAAUGUCUACCUCAAGACAGCAUUACUGUUUAUCAAAGUAAAAAAGAGGGG